Molecule: messenger RNA, 723 nt
Organism: Penicillium macrosclerotiorum
Lineage: Eukaryota; Fungi; Ascomycota; Eurotiomycetes; Eurotiales; Aspergillaceae
Product: chitin deacetylase CDA4
Exons: 1
Coding region: 1-723 (240 amino acids)
Biological process (GO): carbohydrate metabolic process
Cellular component (GO): membrane
Molecular function (GO): hydrolase activity, acting on carbon-nitrogen (but not peptide) bonds
Source: RefSeq, a predicted model, not a curated record
AUGAUCCGGGCCAUCUUCUCCACAUUUUGCCUCUUGGUUCCUCUCUAUUGGAUCUAUAAGCCUCCCGCGAUUCUCAUCCAUUACUUGCAUCGUCGCUGGCCCGAUGUGCUUUGGCGCCAUCCCACAAGGGAGAAUGUGGUGGCUCUCACCAUCGACGAUACCCCCUCGACACAGACUAGGGCCAUUCUGGCUCUAUUGAGGGAUCAUGAUGCGACUGCGACUUUUUUCAUUAUUGGAUCUCAGGUUCCUGGCCAUGAAAAAGAUCUAACGGACCUGGUCCGCACCGGGAAUGAAUUGGCGAACCAUGCUAUGUACGAUGAGCCAUCGCGCGGCUUGAGCGACGCCGUUCUGGCAGAACAAAUUACCACCGUGCAUUCCAUGAUCCAACAAGCAUAUAGCGCUUCUGAAAAAGAAACCGGCCCCGACAAUUGGUUGUUUCGUCCCGGUUCGGGUUUCUUCAGCUCCCGCAUGCGCAGUUUGAUCCAGCAGCUGGGAUACCGUCUGGUCUUGGGUGAUGUAUACCCCCAUGAUCCCCAGAUACCAUUCGCGAAGCUGAAUGCCAAGCAUAUACUCGACAUGACCCGACCGGGAAGCAUUAUCAUCUGCCAUGAUCGCCGGGAAUGGACCUUGCCAAUGCUGCGAAUCGUCCUGCCGGAGCUCCGGCGGAGAGGCUAUCGGGUUAGGACGGUCUCUGAGCUGUUAAGAGAACCUCUGUCGAAAUAA